Messenger RNA from Pestalotiopsis fici W106-1, 1899 nucleotides. RefSeq lists its product as uncharacterized. Gene Ontology annotation, biological process: oligosaccharide catabolic process. Bases 1 to 1899 code for a protein of 632 amino acids. The transcript has a single exon. The record is from RefSeq and is a predicted model, not a curated record. Lineage: Eukaryota; Fungi; Ascomycota; Sordariomycetes; Amphisphaeriales; Sporocadaceae. Gene Ontology annotation, molecular function: alpha-amylase activity.
AUGGCUGAGAAUGCCGACAAGAUCACUCCUGCGACACUGUACCCAAAUCAUGUUUCCUCCAGCAAGUUGACCAAUGGUUUGUGCCAUCAAACGGAACAGAAUGGGACACAACUUCUGGGUAAGGAACCUUGGUGGAAAGCAGGCGUCUUUUACCAGGUAUACCCGGCUUCCUUCAUGGAUAGCAACGGCGAUGGUUGGGGAGACAUACCUGGCCUGAUAUCAAAACUGGACUACUUGUCAGAUCUGGGCGUGGACUGCGUGUGGCUCUCUCCAGUCUUUGACAGCCCCCAAGCGGAUAUGGGCUACGACGUGCGGGACUAUCAAGCAAUAUACGCGCCAUACGGCACGGCGGAAGACGUGGAUCGUCUGACCGAGGAAUGCCAUCGCCGGGGCAUGAAGUUGAUACUCGACCUCGUAGUCAAUCAUACAAGUGUCGAGCACGCGUGGUUCCAGGAAUCCCGCUCCAGCAAGACGAGCCCGAAACGGGAUUGGUAUAUAUGGAAGCCGGCGCGAUACAAUAGUCAGGGCGAGCGCAUCCCGCCGACCAAUUGGCGAGGAUAUUUUGCUUGUCCCACGUGGACUUGGGACGAGGAGACGCAGGAGUACUACCUGCACCUCUACGCCCCUGAUCAGCCUGACCUGAACUGGGAAAACCCAGACUGUCGAGAUGCCAUCUACAAGGAGACGAUGCGGUUCUGGCUGGAUCGGGGUGUCGACGGCUUCCGUAUCGACACUGUCAACAAGUACUCCAAGCGCACCGAGUACCAAGAUGCGCCAGUGACGGAUCCACGCUGGGAAUCGCAGCCGGCACCAGAAAUGUGGUGCAAUGGUCCCAGGAUCCACGAGUUCAUUCACGAGAUGAACGAAAAGGCGCUGGCGCCAUACCAGGCCGUGAGCGUGGGCGAGCUCUCCAACAUGGCCGGGCCCGCCGACGUGCUGCCCUAUGUCGGCGCGGCACGGCGCGAGCUCGACAUGGUCUUUGAGUUUAGCAUGAUCCGGCUCGGCACGGGCGGCGGCUUUGGCCCCAAGUACAUUUACCAGCCGUACACGCUGCCGACGCUCAAGCGGCACGUGGCGCGGUUCCAGACCUUCAUCGAGGGCACCGACGGCUGGACGACGGUGUUUUGCGAGAACCACGACAACGGGCGCGCCGUCUCGCGGUUCGGCGACAGCGGCAGCGGCGCCGAGCUGUGGCGGGCCAGCGCCCGGACCCUGGCGCUGUGGCAGGCGACGCUGACGGGGACCCUGUUCCUCUACCAGGGCCAGGAGAUCGGCAUGGUCAACAUGCCCGCGGCCUGGGGCAUUGAGGAGUACAAGGACGUCGAGAGCCGCAACUUUUACGCCGACGCCUCGGCCAGCGGCGAUCGGGACCGCGUCGACAAGACCAUGCACGGCCUGCGCAUCCUCGCCCGGGACCACUCGAGGAUCCCGUUCCAGUGGGACGGCGAGGCCCGGAAUGCCGGCUUCAGCGACGCCGACGAGACUUGGAUGCGGGUUCACGAUGGGUACCGGGACAUCAAUGUGAAGAAACAGACCGGAGACCCAGCCAGCGUUUUGGAGUUUUGGAGGAGACUGCUAAAGAUUAGAAAGAAGUAUCCAGACGUCUUUGUCCACGGAGUAUUUCGGUCUCUGCGGGAUGAGGACUUGCAGAGGUAUGUGUAUGUCAAGGAGAGCAAGCUCGACGUAAAUGGCAAGCCUGGCACCAAGCGACGGGCGUUGGUGGUCAUGAAUUGGUCCAAAGAGGUACAAGAGCCGGAAAAUGUGAAUGAGGUCUUGGGUUGCUCAGCGGAGAGUGCUCAUUUCUUGGUGAGUACGACUGACGGGUGUCGAGAGAGGGCUCAACUUGAUGCAGCAUUGGAACCAUGGGAGGGGAGGAUUUAUACAAACUUUCAGCCAUAA